CCUUUCUUGAAAAAAUUCCUGCCCUCUCAUUGUUAAACCUUGCUUUAAAGCUGUCCAGCCUUGUCUGUUUGCAAAGCCUCAAACACAAGCCUAUCUCUCCCAGCUUUUCUCCUCGUCCUGCCGAAUCAUCUCGGAUAAUUCUUUGAUGGUUCCAUUUAUCUUACUUUUUGGCUUCAAUUGGAUGUUAUUGUGCCAUUAAUUGCAAUCGGCUCUUGAUGCCUUGACAAUAUAACCUGACAUCCAUCACAACAUACAGAACUCGCGCGCCAAUACGAUACAACAUCUCUUAGACGGAGCCUAUCUGUAUUCUUUCUUCUGCACCUAUUCCAAGUGUAACACUGCCUCCCACCAUCUAUACACUUAUACGUACCUAUCCACACCCAAAUCAACGUCCUUCACCUAAUUUUUACCUAUUUCAUCCACCGUCUUCCUUUCUUACCAGCUGAGUCCCAAAUCUCAAGCUGUCCAUUGAUCCAGUUACCGUGACCUCUGCCAGCAUUGAUAGCCCGCCACCUCGGAUGGAUCAGCCCCAAGACGACGUCACCAGCUACCCAAUCCCAAUAUAUCUCCAUUCUUGUUCUGGAGUUUCUUGGACUCGUCUGGCCAGCUCCGACAGCAGUCGAGCUUAAUUCCAAGGCUCUCAACCCUGGUGCCGUGGUGCCGUAUAUUGAUUCUAAAACAACAUUCUCUAGACUGUCUUAUCGCCUCAUGCUACCUGAAUGAUCGAGAAGGCCCCUACACAUUUGGCAACUGCCGACCUUACUCCAGUAUCUCCGGAGCCUCUUCAUCUAUCCUCUCCUGUAGUAGUACCUAGUCUGCAAGACCAGGCCGACACGCUGUGCACGAUGUCGCCAUCCAACGACGGCCCGGUCCCCUCGGCCUCUGUAGCAGCUGUGGAGCAAGCUGAAUCGUAUCAGAACAGUCUCCCUGCUAGUACCGGUCAAGAUAAUACUUAUAGUGGCAACACUGCUAUUUCACGUCGGGACGGUUUCGUCGUCGAUAUUAACGGUACUGGGAAUCAGGGUGAAAGAGCUGCAUUGCUCGGAGGUGAAAGAGACGCCCAGCACCCUGGUCAGCAGAAUGGUGCUGAGGUCCAGCAAGAUCAAGAUGUAUCCAACACGAUCGAAUCCAGUAUUAGUUCUGCUACGUCUGAUUCCUUAACAAAUGGUUUUGAAGUCACCGCUCCUUCACAUGACCUCUCUUCUACCUCUUCUACAAGCCCUGCUCAGUCCGUGCGUCAGCCUGCCCUAAACUUGAGCCCAUCAGAAGCCCAAGAAACCCAAGAGCCGCAAAAGCCACAAGAACAGGCUGUAAUUAAUUCGUCGACCGACAAUUCCGGUGUACCUCAGCCACCUUCAGCAGCGCCCGCUGGGGAGGAUGAUCGCCCAUCAAAUGCUGCCAAUAAUGAGCAAGACAUCCAAAACAUUCUCGAUCAGAUUAUAGGAAAUGCCUCCGUGGGUAAUGCCAGUCAAACAGUGGUUCCGCAGAGUUCUGCCAACAUUCCUGCUCCCCCGCAAGCAGUAUCACUGCCACCUAGACCCCCAAUGCCGCAGUUCCCCCCUACCCAGCCAUAUGUGCAUCCCGAUGAUAGUCUCAAUUACCAAUCAGCAUUAUCCUAUCCUAAUGCCAACGCCAACGCCUUAUCUACUCUUCCGCCAGCUCCUGGCACUUACUCUACUGGGGCUCCCGGAACGGCUCUAGAAGCCCGUAAUAGCAAUAGCCUUCCACCCCCACCAGCCUCGUCCCUUAAUGCCUUGCCAAUUCAUUCGUUCCCGGUGCCCCAAUUUGACCCUACUUAUGCUGCAGCUACAGGUACAGGUUCUUCGUCGCAAGCUUCUGACCAACACCCACAAUGGGAAGCUUUUCUCCAGGAAGAACGUCGUUACGUAUCAGAAGCCAAAUGGGACCGUUUCCCGGAAGGAUCAAGAUUAUUCAUUGGAAAUCUGUCUAGUGACCGGGUCUCUAAGAAGGAAGUCUUUGAUAUCUUCUCCAAAUAUGGACGUCUCGCACAAAUUUCUCUCAAACAGGCAUACGGUUUCGUGCAAUACCACACUCUAGAGGAAGGUCAGGCUGCCAUGGACCACCUACAAGGGAUAGAAGUCAGGGGGCGUAAAAUCCACCUUGAAUUCUCUCGCACUCAAAAGAAGGAAGGGGAUGGGGAGAGGCGAGGAAACAGGGUUAAGAAAGAAAACGAACGUCACGAUGGUGGACGCGGACGACGUGACGAUUAUCGCCCAAGUCGGCAGCCAUCCCCGAGGCGGGGAAGUCACCGACAGCAUGGUUCUUAUGAUGGUAGCCGCGGUUAUUAUAACGACUAUAGCACUCGUGCGCGCUCGCGAUCUCCUGGCUACGGAAGACGCGACUCGGACCACUACCGUCGCCGAAGUCCUAGCCCCUAUCGUCGACAUCCAUCUGAAGUAGAGCUCGAUAUUCCUCGUCGCUAUGGAGGUGAUAUUCCAGAUGUACAGUUCGUACUACUCCACGAGCUCGACAGAGACUUUAUACGCUGGGCCGAGAGAGCCUUUCUCAACCAGGGAUUAAGGGUGCAGGUUAUGUUCCUUCAUCCUCAUUUACCUCGAGAAGCCGUGAUCCAGCGUCAAGUGAUGGAAGGCGUCCAUGCGGUCGUCGAGCUAGAUCAUCGAGCACAACAAACUGGUGUUAUCUCCUUGCAAGUAUUUAAUCGCUCCGGCGGACACGCCAAUGUUCAGUAUGAUCAAUACCAGGACCUUGAUCCCAACAUCGCCGCGCAGCUAGUCGGCCGCGCCAAAUCUCAAGUUCAACCGCACAAUCCCUACGGCGUUCAAUAUCCGCCUGUCCAAUAUGCACAACCCCCACAGCCUUCUUACCCACCCCCGUCAUAUACUGGCCAACCUUAUCCUCCCGCCAAUAUUCCAACCGGUAAUCCGAGUGGCUCUUUAGAUAACGCCACAUUGCAGAAGAUCCUAGGUUCUCUCCACAACCAACAAGGUGCUCCACAGGCUCAUUAUCCCGCGCGAUCGGCUGGAGGCGCGCCUGUUGAUGUAAAUUCGGUACUAGCAAGCUUAGGGGGAGCCCACAGCAUGGGGGCUGCUGGGCAUAACCAGCCGCACAGCGCAGGUUACCCGCCUGUGCAUCCGAAUGGUGUUCCCAGUGGCGAUUCUUCACAGCACGUCCAAAAUAUCAUGGCACAGUUGGCGAGAUACCGGCAGUGAGCUAAUAACCCCUGUAUAUAUCCUGAGAUGAGUCACUAGUCGAUCUCGUCUAGCAUCUUGCCAUUGCGUGCAGUGUAGAUAGAUGCAUCUGCCAUCCAUGGGAUUUAUGGAAUAGGUGUUAAUGCUUUGUACGCAUAGAAAAGAUGAUAGCUUUUGCUAAGGGCAUGAACAUAAACGUUGCGAUGGCGACGUUUGCCUAAU
Molecule: messenger RNA, 3392 nt
Organism: Daldinia vernicosa
Lineage: Eukaryota; Fungi; Ascomycota; Sordariomycetes; Xylariales; Hypoxylaceae
Exons: 3
Coding region: 720-3191 (823 amino acids)
Molecular function (GO): RNA binding
Source: RefSeq, a predicted model, not a curated record